AUGGUCGCUUGUCGUGGACUUGCCAUCCAAGUUACCGAAGUAUCUAUACAUCUCAUUAGUGUGACCGCCGAAAAGCUUUUAUGUACUGAGCUCUCGACUGCUGUUGCGGUCCGUGAGAUCAAUGCGAAGGUCAUACGUAUGGUUCGUUAA
Plasmopara halstedii is the source of this 150-nucleotide messenger RNA. RefSeq lists its product as uncharacterized. The record is from RefSeq and is a predicted model, not a curated record. The transcript has 2 exons. Bases 1 to 150 code for a protein of 49 amino acids. Lineage: Eukaryota; Oomycota; Peronosporomycetes; Peronosporales; Peronosporaceae.